AUGAAACCACCUCCGCCCGGUGAUGACAAUAAACCUCCUCCACCAAAACCGCCUGUGAAACCACCUCCGCCCGGUGAUGACAAUAAACCACCUCCACCAAAACCGCCUGUGAAACCACCUCCGCCCGGUGAUGACAAUAAACCACCUCCGCCCAGUGAUGACAAUAAACCACCUCCACCACAACCGCCUGUGAAACCACCUCCGCCCGGUGAUGACAAUAAACCACCUCCACCACAACCGCCUGUGAAACCACCUCCGCCCGGUGAUGACAAUAAACCACCUCCACCACAACCGCCUGUGAAACCACCUCCGCCCGGUGAUGACAAUAAACCACCUCCACCACAACCGCCUGUGAAACCACCUUCGCCUGUAAAACCACCUUCGCCUGUGAAACCACCGCCUGUGGAACCACCGCCUGUGGAACCACCGCCUGUGGAACCAUCGCCUGUGGAACCACCUCCACCACCACCGCGACCUUGUCCGCCUGGUCCAUGCGACCCAUGUCCGCCAUGUCCUGAUCUAUGCAACAACUUCCAGAUGGAUGAUUGUGUCUAUAUCUUAACCUACAAUAACUUCGAUGAUUUUGCUACGAUGUGUCCCACAUUCGUUGCGAAUUUUUAUGCCGACUGGUGUCUUCCCAGCAUGUAUAUGACUCCCGUUUACCAGAGAGUGGCAAAACGAGUGAGUAUUCCGAUGGCGAAGAUUGACGCCGAGAGAAACGGCGCAAUUACCAAUCGUUACCAUUUACAAAAGUAUCCAACUUUGAUGCUCUGGAAAGAUCGCAAGGGACCGUAUCAAUACAUUGGCAAACCCAGUGAAGAAGAGAUCGUGAAUUGGAUCGGAAGAUACGCUGGUAACGUGUGGACGUAUAGAAGAAGAGAGGCUGCUAAUGAACAAAUGAGGAUGUUCAUCCCUGAUCGCCCUGCUAAUGUUGUCAACAGGAGAGGUAGUCGAUCACCCUCAGUUCCUGGUGGAGGAAACAAAAUGAACGACGACGACGACAGCUGCACCCUUCUUUCCGCAGUUCUUGGAUUUCUGGUUUUGGUUACGCUCAUCGUGCUACUGACUUGGGCUGUGAAACGAAACGCUGUAGAACGGCAAAGGAAUCGUGACCACAAAGUCCAGGAACAUCAAGAGCUACUCGAGCGGUCUCCCCUCUCGAGAUCUUCGUUGCUCGAAAUAGAAGAUUAA
Molecule: messenger RNA, 1191 nt
Organism: Necator americanus (New World hookworm)
Lineage: Eukaryota; Metazoa; Nematoda; Chromadorea; Rhabditida; Ancylostomatidae
Exons: 7
Coding region: 1-1191 (396 amino acids)
Biological process (GO): response to endoplasmic reticulum stress; protein folding
Cellular component (GO): endoplasmic reticulum
Molecular function (GO): protein disulfide isomerase activity
Source: RefSeq, a predicted model, not a curated record